UCAGUGGUCACUGGCAGGCGUCCUUCGAAGGAGGUGGGGGCGGGGUAUCCCCGCCGAUAGAUGCGCCCGCACAAAGCAGCACGUUUUCUCAUCAAAGCCCUGGAGAGAGGGAAGAACGAGCGCUCAGCAUUUCGCUGAUUUUCAAGUGCACACUGAGCAGCGCGUCAGGCAGUUUGGGUCAGAACGCGCCUGAUUCGGACUUCGGGCGAAGGCAGAGGCCAGCACGGGUCACCGAUUCAGAGCCGGGGGCGGGGCCGACCACACACGCUGUGAGACCCUGAGGCCGAGGAGCCGCGGGUUAGAAAAUGUGACCCUGGCGACCCCAACGCCCCCGCCUCCCUCCCUGCUGCUCCACCUGCACGAGGAGCGCGCCGAGCCGCCGGCGGAGGCGAUGGCCAGCCCCGCGCCCUUAGUGGCCUCCAUCAGCCACCAAAUGGUGGCUCUGCAGACCUUGCAGCUGCUGCAGCAGGAGUGGGGCUGGGGGGACAGUCCAGGCGCCCCCGGGAACCCGCGGGACCCGGACCACGUGUCCACCGCUCCAGCCCGUCGCUCAGGCCCGCCGCGGGCCCGGCCAGGGCCCUGGCGCGAGGAGCGGGGCGGGGGUGUGGGGACCAGGAAUCGGGGGACCGCGGAGCGGACGAGCUCCCCAGAGGAGGAGGUAGUGCGGGGCGCUGAGGGGGGCGCCGAAUUGCUGCCCUUUCCCCGGGACCGCGGGCCCUGCACCCUGGCCCGGAUGGCGAUGCGCAGCGCGCUAGCCCGCGUGGUGGACUCGACUUCGGAGCUGGUCAACGUGGAGCAGACGCUGCUGGGGCCCCUCCAGCAGGAGCGGUCCUUUCCCAUCCACCUGAAGGAUAGUGUUGAGUUUAGAAACAUCUGCAGUCAUUUGGCUCUACAGAUUGAAGGACAGCAGUUUGACAGAGACUUGAAUGCUGCCCACCAGUGUUUGAAGACAAUAGUCAAGAAGCUGAUUCAGUCACUUGCUAAUCUUCCUUCAGAUGCCCACGUGGUAGCCUGUGCUUCCUUGAGACAGAUCUUACAGAAUCUCCCAGACAUAUGAGUGUCAAAGGUAUUGGGAGUAAAACCACAGCCAGCACUGUUAAGAGAACCAGAUACUUUCCUUCCUAAUUGGGUCAGCAGACAAUGGAUGUUUUUAUAUCCAAAGGGGAAAGACUUGAUGGCAUGUGAAACAGUCUGAGCAGUGGCAUCUGUAGCCUUCAGGAUUACAGCAUGUUAGUGAAAUUUUUUUAAAGCAGUAGUUCACAUUUUUAAGUAUAUUGACCUAUUUGCUGACUUUCUGAUUGAAAUACAUUCUACUUUGUGAAACUGAUUUGAUUAUGUAUGUCUAUAUUUAUUCAUAUUAAGUAUUAGUUUUUAUUGAAUGAUACCUUAAUUUGUAUUCAUAUUAAUGUAGGUCUAAAGGGUUUAAUGUGGUUAUUUAUAUAAUUAAAGUUCCUUGGCUCUUAAAAUGACCUUGAAUAAAUGAGAUAUUUGAUAAUUGCAAUGUUCUAUUAAUACUUACUGGACACUUCCUUUUAUGUUACAAGAAUGACCUUUGUAGGACUACAUGUUUCAGUAAUCAUGAGUUUCAAUCCUGACAUUAAUAACUUACUGUUGACCACAAGAAGAGUUGCUUCGAAACCUUGUGCUUUUAUAUACUAAUUUAAAAACUUAAAGUGAUAGUGAGCUAUGAUGUACCAAUCAUGUAUGAUAUGUAAAUACAAAGCACAGUAUUAUUAAAAUCUCACAUGGAAAAGUCUAGCUCUUACUGUUUCUAAAUAUUCUGAUUGAAGUAGGAAA
Chlorocebus sabaeus (green monkey) is the source of this 1797-nucleotide messenger RNA. It is a transcript of the gene DLEU7, whose product is annotated as deleted in lymphocytic leukemia 7. NCBI's taxonomy places the organism in Eukaryota, Metazoa, Chordata, Mammalia, Primates, Cercopithecidae. The record is from RefSeq and is a predicted model, not a curated record.